Messenger RNA from Meloidogyne enterolobii, 1497 nucleotides. Lineage: Eukaryota; Metazoa; Nematoda; Chromadorea; Rhabditida; Meloidogynidae. The record is from the annotation of a GenBank genome assembly.
AUGAAAAAAUCAAAGCGCCCUCUUAUUCAGAUAGGGUCAAAAAAUGUUUUUAAUUUUAAAGUUAUGAAUGAUUUUAUUAAAUGGUUGGAAAGUGAUGGAAAUAUUUUAUUUUCAAAUGUGGAUAUUUGUUUGAUUGACAAAUCUGUUGGUUAUGGGUUAUUUGCAAAAGAGAAUGUUAGAUUAAAUGAAGUUUUGAUUAAGAUUCCAGAAAAAUAUAUUAUUACUGCAGAUUUUGUGUCCAAUAUUAAAGAAUAUUCAGAUAUAUUAAACAGAUUUGUUUUUGAUUUUUCCGAACUGUUAGCUCUUUUCUUUGCUUUUGAACGGGUAUAUCUUGAUUAUUUUUGCAAACAAUUUGGGUCUUUAAACGAUGGGACUGCUUAUUUUGUGCAGUGGACAUUGGAAAUGCCCAAUGGAUUUGAACAGUUUUUGGAUUGUAGGAAAAAGUUGAUGAAUGAAAAACGAAAUGAAAGCGAUUUUUGGUGGAAGUCGUAUAUAGGCAUUCUUCCAAGAAACUUUUCAACUCCGUUAUUUAUUUAUUAUUUAAAAGAAAAUGGACAGGCUAAAAUAAAAGAAAUUGCCUGUCAAUUGCCUAUUGAAACAAAAGAAAAAUUGUUAGGACAAUUGGAUGAAUUAAUUGUUUUUGAAGAAAAGUUUUUUAAAUUGCUUCUUAAUUCAUCCGAGGAGGAUGCUUCUCAAAUUGCUAAAGAACUUUCUCAAGACUCGAUAAUUUUUUGGAGAGAAAUUUGUUGUUGGGCAUGGCAUAUAGUUAAUACAAGCAUUUUUACCGAAAAUUUGUCUUUACACUCGGUUGAUAAACAAAAAAGUUAUGAUAAAAAUCAGAAGAAUUGCUCAAAAAAGAAAAUAGAUGAAGAAAAUUUUGGAGGCUCACUUGCAUUAGUACCUUUGGUUGAUAUGUUGAACCACAGUCCUGAUGCUUCGUGUGUCCCAUUUUUCGACAAAAAGAUGGGCUUCUUCAAAGUUAUCGCAGAGCACCAUUCUAUUGUGGCUGGACAACAAUUAUUUUUCUGUUAUGGUGCUCAUAAUAAUGACCAACUUUGGAUAGAAUAUGGUUUUAGACUUUUGGAGAAUCCUUUUAAUCGUGUGAAUAUUUCAAUAGAUUUGUUCGUUGUUUUAGCUGAACGUUGUGGACAAAAAGUUGAAUCAGCAAGAAGAGAAAUUCUUAAAAAGGCUCGUCUACCUUGUACAAUUUAUGCAACUGAUGAAAUUCCGAGUUUUGCACUUCGUAAAAAUUCUUCUAUUUUAUUGAUGAAAAAAUCAAAAUUAUCAAAUUGGAGUCAAUAUCUUUUUUCUGAUGAAGAAAAUGAAUAUGAUGAAGAAGGAAUUUUAACUAGUCCAGAAAUAAAAUUAAUUGUAUCGAUUUUGAGGAAACUUGAAAAUGCCCUUAUUGCAAGAAGAAAUGAAUGCUUGAUGGAGGAAAUUUGUGCAUCCUGGGAUGAUCAAAUACAAAUAUUAAAAAGGAUGUUAAUUAAAUAUUGA